GCAGCGUCCAGACUCUGUCAGCAUCAGGGAGCAGUAGAAGAAGAAGCCAGUCGCUGAGCUCGGACUCUGAUCUCAGUUCUCACCGUGAAACCGAGACUCGUCCAGUCAGUUCAGAUAAAGAAGUGACGCUCCCAUCUGCGAUGUUUAACCCGCCAGUCGGUUCCUCCACAGCCACAGACACGCCGGAGCUGCAAUGAAAGCAGGGGCCUCGUCCUUGUGGGCUUCAUGCUGUGGUCUGCUGAAUGAAGUCAUGGGUACAGGGGCCGUCCGAGGCCAGCAGCCGGGGUUCGGGGCCGGUGCUGGACCCUUCAGAUUUGCACCCAGUGCGGGAUACUCCACAUACCCGCCCACCAGCUCAGGGAGUCCCAAUCCUGUAUGCAAGGCCUGUGGCCAGGCCUUCUCGGUCUUCAGGAGGAAGUAUAUUUGCUGCGACUGCAAGAGGAGCUUCUGCUCGCUGUGCUCCGUGCUUCAGGAGAAUCUGCGCAUUUGUGCCACAUGCCAUUUGCUGAAAGCCACAGCCUUUCAGCGCCCUCGGCUCAUGCGUCUACGAGUAAAAGACCUGCGGCAGUACUUGCUGCUCCGCAACAUCCCCAUCGAUACCUGCAGGGAAAAGGAUGACUUGGUGGACUUGGUGCUCUGUCAUCAAGGCAUUGAGGAGGAGGAGGACCCUGACACGGGCAGCUUGCACUCACGUUCCCUGUAUACCCCUUCUACCACACAAUCUGCCUCUGAGCUGUCCGCUUUUGUCACCUCUCAGGAGGAACCGCUCAGCAGGAGUGAUAGCUCUGACACCAACCAGGAUAUAGGUGACGCAACGUCUGUGUCUCUCCUCAACGUGGAUCCCAGUGAACACACCCCUGAGGUGAGUCCUCAGACGCGGCGUCGGGCCAGAGCGUCGCUCUCGGACAUUUCCAGCUUGAGGGACAUAGAGGGCCUGUCCGUCAGGCAGCUGAAGGAGAUCCUGGCCAGGAACUUUGUCAACUAUUCAGGGUGCUGUGAGAAGUGGGAGCUGGUGGAGCGCGUCAGCAGACUUUACAGAGAGACGGAGAAGAACAGGAAAUCAUUGGAAAAAGACAGCAGUACUGUAACCACAGUGGUGGCCUUCCCCCCUCCCAUCUGCAACGGUGCCAUCGGAGACGGCGUGAAGGGUCCACUGACGACCCAGGACGACAACCUCUGCAGGAUCUGCAUGGACGCAUCAAUCGACUGUGUUCUUCUGGAGUGCGGUCACAUGGUCACCUGCACCAAGUGCGGCAAGAGGAUGAGCGAGUGCCCGAUCUGCAGGCAGUACGUUGUGAGGGCCGUGCACGUCUUCAAGUCCUAAUGCACUGCAGCGCCGCAGCACGUGCUUCAGAGUUGCAGCUCCGACUGAGACUGUACCUUAACUCAGCCAUGCAGCUCACAACCUUUGAAUCCCCAAAAGACUCAUUUUUGUGGAUGUCUCAUGUUUGUAUUGACAUUAUUUGCACAUUAAGAGAAAUGUGUUUUUAUUAAGAAUUUGACUCUUUGCUUUCACCAGUGGGCAGAGCGUAGGCUCAUACCCUCUUGUGACUCAUUCCUCAAGUAAACAUAUCUAUAAUCUGUGCUCAUUCCUAAGUGUCAGUUUUGCUUUUCUUACAAUUUUUCAACACAAAGAAUGUGAGGCACUCGGCAACAUGCAGCCUCGUUUUAACACAACUCAUCACCCUCAGAUCAGCCCAUGAACUGUAGCUGGCCCUCAACUCUGAGUGUUCUUUAGAGCACUUCUCUUUUACAGCUGCUGCAAGGGAAUACAUAUCUUAGUAACACUGAGGACAGACACACACUGAACCUGAGCACAGGAGAGUUAGUUGCCAAAUAAUGGGUCACACCCAACGCUCACCCAUUGUCUUUUCCCUCGUCGACUGUGUGGGCCAGUGUGUGACUGUUGGUUGUUUGAACAGAAAGCACUUUGUUCACUCUCUGUGUGUGUGUGUUGAUGCACCACUGCUCACAAACUGCAAACCAGGAGCAGAGGCUGAGGUAGCGCGUGUUUUUAUUCAAGUCAGUGUGAAAAGAGAAGUAGAAAUCAUUGAGCUUGUGUUUGCUUUUCAAGUUAAACUCUUUCCCAGCCCACAAAUGAGCAGGUGAGGAUUCCGAUGACUGCUGAUGAUGAAGACUUAUGAUGAACUUGACAUUACAUUUCUUUUAUUAUCUUCACUGAUUUGCUUUUAAAAAGAUGUUAUUGUGAUGCAUGACAUGUUGAAAUGAUCAUGCAAACUCUUGCCAUUACAGCAAUACAGUAGUUAACCUCCUCUGCCGUCACCUCUGUCCUGUCUCUGCACUUACAUGGAGACAGGACACAACAACCGGUGCUAACUCAUCCCUUCAUCCUUUACCAUUUUCCAGCUGAACUGUGGAUGUGAAACUGAAUGUUCUUUUUGUCGUCGUGUUUUGUCGGGAGUGGAAUGAAGUGUCUUAAUGCUUUUCAGUUGAUUCUCUCUCAUGUAGGAGUAAUAUAUUGAACUAACUAUUCAAAGAUAUAGCGCGAGUUAACGGACACCUGUGGUAUAGAAAGUAUAUAGAAAUAAUGCUAAUGUACAUUUGCAUAUAUUGACUCAUGAGAUGUGUAUAUAUAUCUAUAUUUUUUUCCAUUUGAUUUCAAAUUGAGUAAUCGGAGAUUGUGGGAUUGGGUUAGUUUAUUAUUACAGAGUUAUGUUUAAUCUGCAUAGGUUUGCUUGAACUCUCUGUCCCUCUUGAACCAGAGCAUGACAAGAACCCAAACCCCUUCGACGCUGGUUAUGUUAUAUUCCACCAUCUUCUCCAGCUGCAGAGCUCUAUUUCCUGGUUUUACAUUCCCCUGCUCAUUUUAGCCGUAUCCGUCUCUCUACUGUACCCACACAAAUUCAACGUUGCUGCUAUUACAGUAAAGAUGUCCCCCUACAAUCAUGAAGAGGAGCAGGUUGCACUUUUAGUUUAGUGAGGGUAUAUGUGUGCAAGGUUUGUCUUUGUAUUUGGGAAUGUCAAACUUUUUAUUUUGGUAAUUAAAGAUUUAAAUAAAAA
Molecule: messenger RNA, 3021 nt
Organism: Hippoglossus stenolepis (Pacific halibut)
Lineage: Eukaryota; Metazoa; Chordata; Actinopteri; Pleuronectiformes; Pleuronectidae
Gene: rnf34a
Product: ring finger protein 34a
Exons: 8
Coding region: 194-1324 (376 amino acids)
Biological process (GO): negative regulation of extrinsic apoptotic signaling pathway via death domain receptors; proteasome-mediated ubiquitin-dependent protein catabolic process; protein K48-linked ubiquitination
Cellular component (GO): plasma membrane; cytoplasm
Molecular function (GO): ubiquitin protein ligase activity
Source: RefSeq, a predicted model, not a curated record